Molecule: messenger RNA, 925 nt
Organism: Polyodon spathula (Mississippi paddlefish)
Lineage: Eukaryota; Metazoa; Chordata; Actinopteri; Acipenseriformes; Polyodontidae
Gene: slc67a2
Product: major facilitator superfamily domain containing 9
Biological process (GO): transmembrane transport
Molecular function (GO): transmembrane transporter activity
Source: RefSeq, a predicted model, not a curated record
AUGAAAGUAUCUAACAGAAGUACAGUGGCCUGUAGCGGAGUGAAAGGGGGAGCAGAGGGGGUGGUAGUCCCCCUGGCCCCAAAUAUGAAGACACCACCGGCUGACGAUGAAGGGCUUGAUGUCAGCAAUAUGUUUCCAGCCGAGGCCCAGGCUUCAACGAGUGGAUCUGCUGCAAUGGUUUCUGAACGAGCCUCAUCCUCAGCCUCUUUGGAAGAUACCCCUGCUCCUGUAAGUGAUUCAGAUACCUCUGAUACUGACUGUGAGAACACAUUGCACUUGCACGAUAGUAAAUCAGAUGAGGAGGACGUGGUAUUUGAACUUAAUACACAGGAACCGUAUCCGACAGACCCCUACCUUUUUAAAGAUCAGCCUCUGACGCCUGCCACAGAUCUUUUUGGCAUCAGUAUGAUCAUCCCUUUACUAAGCCAUCAUGUCAAGUCCCUUGGAGCAAGUCCAUCAAUAGCAGGAACAGUAGGUCUUUCCAUAUAUGGCAUCCUUCAACUUUUUUAAUACACCAGCAAUGGCUGCUGGAGUGAUGUUGUUGGAAGAUGAUACUCUUUGUUGGCAUGCAUCUUACUAAGUGCCAGUUAUGGCCUGCUUGGCCUCUCCACCAACAUAGUGUUAUUUAUAGUGGCAAGAAUUCCAGUGGGUAAGUUUCGACAUUCAUUAAACUGUUGUGCUCUUCUAUCAGAUCUGGUUUCUGAGAGUGAGCGCCCCCUGGUGAUGGGACAUUUCAAUGCAGCUUCCAGUGUGGGGUUUAUUCUCGGCCCAGUUGUGGGUGGCUACCUCACAGAACUCAAGGGGGGGUGCUACAUAUCCUCUUAUUGCAGUUCCAUUCUUAUUUUAAAUGCAGGCACUGUGUGCACAGUAAUGUACAUACUGUAGGAUUUAUGUUAAGUGCUGAGUUUAGACAGUAUGGGGUAGA